AACUUGUAAUGUCGGUCAAGACAGCAAUGAGUUAUAUUCUCACUAGAGUAUAUAUGAAUUUACAUAAUAACAUAAAUAAGAAAGAGGAAGUACUAAAACUAUUGUAUGUCAUAUUAUACGCAUGAUACAAUACAGAAAAUGAAGCGACAAUGAAAAAAACUAUUUUGUAAAAGAUUCAUGCGUGUAAUUUACCAUGAAUAUACCUUAUAUAUAAGACGGUUCAUAUUUCAUUCAUUUAAAAAAAAAUGUGCUAAGAUGUUGAAAUCGAAGUUAAUAAUUGGAUUGGUUGUUUCAAUUUUGGUAUUGUUACUCGUUUCAGAAAAUGAAGUUGACGCAGCGCCGGAGCCAUGUGGAGAUUUCUUCAGGAUAUUGAAACGUAAGCCAAAAGAUGAUGAGAAAAUUAAAGAGGAAGAAAAGAAGAGGAAAGAAAGGAAAAAGAAGGAGAAAUUAAAACUUAUUGAGAAAUUUUUCGAGGAUUUAUGUAAGUAUUUUUAG
Messenger RNA from Papilio polytes (common Mormon), 495 nucleotides. RefSeq lists its product as uncharacterized. The transcript is spliced from 4 exons. Bases 178 to 495 code for a protein of 105 amino acids. NCBI's taxonomy places the organism in Eukaryota, Metazoa, Arthropoda, Insecta, Lepidoptera, Papilionidae. The record is from RefSeq and is a predicted model, not a curated record.